Drosophila navojoa is the source of this 1498-nucleotide messenger RNA. It is a transcript of the gene Mitf, whose product is annotated as transcription factor Mitf. Gene Ontology annotation, molecular function: protein dimerization activity; RNA polymerase II cis-regulatory region sequence-specific DNA binding; DNA-binding transcription factor activity, RNA polymerase II-specific. Lineage: Eukaryota; Metazoa; Arthropoda; Insecta; Diptera; Drosophilidae. Gene Ontology annotation, biological process: regulation of transcription by RNA polymerase II. Gene Ontology annotation, cellular component: nucleus. The record is from RefSeq and is a predicted model, not a curated record.
AAAAUACUGUUGAAAAUGUUUUCCUAUUUUUCUAAAAAGACGACGAAUAAAGUGUGUAAUAAAAAUAAUAAUAAUGGAUCCAGUGGUUUUGUUGAUGAAACACAAAACAGUUUUGAGAUAUGUGAUGAAAUAUUGGAGAGUAGAUCAAUACGAAAUGAACAUGCGAAGAGAACUUUAUCGGAGGAUCGUCGAAAGGAGUUUCAAGAAUUCUUACAACGUGUGCAGACAUUGCAGAUGUCACCGAGCGACGAAUCACAACAACAACAACCAUUAAUAUGUGAUAUUGAGGUCGGUGUCGAGCCAAGAAAUUCAAUGGAACACGAUGAAAUAAAUGCUAUAUCCAGUUGCAUUCAGAAAAGGCUCAAUGAGAAAUCAACAACGAACAUUCGUGUUAGUGUUGGCAUAGAUAAAGAUUUGGAAAUGAUACUUGAAAUGGAUCCAAGCAUCGUUGAUUUAGGUGAUAUUACCGUUAAGGAACCAACAGAUACUCGCGUUUUCGGUCUGCCUCCACUAACGGGUGGACCAACGUUUAAAACUGCAGUACCGACGUCUCGCACACAAUUAAAACUUCAACUCCAACGUGAACAGCAGCAACAGGAACAGCAGCAAAUACUAAUGCAGCAGCAGCAGCAACAACAUAUGCUACAUACGCAGGACCAAACAAUACUUAAUGGGUUCGGAUUGUCCACGGCAGGCUUUCAAUAUGACGCAAAUAACGGCUGUAAUAGAAGCAGCGCCUGCGGCAGCGGUAGCCUGAAUCAACAUCAGCAACAGAAACAGCAACAGCUGCAUCAGAAUCAGCAUUCAAUAACUCAGCCUGGUCAAAAGGAUAGGCUACUAGUAUCUAGUCCUGUUGCCCUUAAAGUGCCUUUGCAGAGCAUAGGCGUGGAUGUGCCGCCUCAAGUCCUACAGGUAAGCACCGUUCUAGAAAAUCCUACGAGAUAUCACGUCAUCCAGAAGCAAAAGAACCAAGUGAGACAGUAUCUCAGUGAAUCGCUCAAGCCUUCUAUCUGGGAAUGCCAAAAUUUCAAAAAUAAAACUACAACUAACUCGGCUUCAACAGACAAUUUACAAUGUUCUUCAGAGGCUAAUAACAGAAAUGAUCAAAAAGAAAGACCAAACAGUUUCGGAGGUGGUGACAUUGCUUCGAGUAUUAUUGGCAAAACCUUAAUGCAUUCCGAGGACUCAGCGCUUUUGUCGCCGUUUGGUGGAAAUUGUAGCUCAAGUUUUUUUGGAAAUGAUUUGGAUGGCCAAAGUGUUAACGAUCAGCCAAAAAGUUUUUUUAACAAAACCAAUUCAAAUGGAAACUCAUCUAUGACUGGCCGAACCUCGGGAAUUAUGAACACCAUACGCAGCUCCAACAUUUCCGGCGCAAGUACGACGAGUCCUUUGCAAUCAGUGUCAGCUCCUAUGUCGCCAAGCCUAAGUUCUGUGGCAACAAGUGCAUCAGAGGUAUGUUACAUCCGUAUAAUUAACUAUGUGUAACUUAAGGGAAAUC